Molecule: messenger RNA, 816 nt
Organism: Hydatigera taeniaeformis
Lineage: Eukaryota; Metazoa; Platyhelminthes; Cestoda; Cyclophyllidea; Taeniidae
Source: the annotation of a GenBank genome assembly
GAAAGCACGAUUCCGGCAGUGGAAACAAAGGAUGCAUCGGAGGAAGAAGGUGAUGUGAAGACCGAGACUUCAAGUACAGACACGGAAAGCACGAUUCCGGCAGUGGAAACAAAGGAUGCAUCGGAGGAAGAAGGUGAUGUGAAGGCCGAGACUCCAAGUACAGACACGGAAAGCACGAUUCCGGCAGUGGAAGCAAAGGAUGCAUCGGAGGAAGAAGGUGAUGUGAAGGCCGAGACUCCAAGUACAGACACGGAAAGCACAAUUCCGGCGGUGGAAGCAAAGGAUGCAUCGGAGGGAGAAGGUGAUUUGAAGGCCGAGACUCCAAGUACGGACACGGUAAGUACGAUUCCAGCGGUGAAAGCAAAGGAUGCAUCGGAGGGAGAAGGUGAUGUGAAGAUCGAGACUCCAAGUACAGACACGGGAAGUUCGGUUCCGGCGGCGAAGGCUGAGGCUUUUGGUUCAGACAUUGUACCUACGAUUUCGGUGGUGGAGGAGAAGGAAAAAUUAGUGGAAGCCUCUGAUGUAAUGCUCAAGGAUUCAUGUUUUGAGAUGAAGCCUACGAUUCCGGAGGUUGAGGAUGUGGACAUAGCAAAAGAAGGAUUAAAUACAAAGGUCGUGGAGUCAUACUUAGGCCUUGGAAUCAUUGAGCCAAGUGUAGGUGAAAGUGCCGGACAUGACAUUCCGGAUAUAGUGGACGAAGGUCUGGAUCCGCCCAAGGAAAGUUCAAAUUUAGCUACUCAAGGUUUAGACACCGUGGACCAAGGUUCAGCAGAGGAGCAAGAUGAUGUAAUUGUGGAUGUCAAUCGUUCGAAGUGA